Trematosphaeria pertusa is the source of this 753-nucleotide messenger RNA. RefSeq lists its product as uncharacterized. The transcript is spliced from 2 exons. Lineage: Eukaryota; Fungi; Ascomycota; Dothideomycetes; Pleosporales; Trematosphaeriaceae. The record is from RefSeq and is a predicted model, not a curated record. The coding region runs from base 1 to 753 and encodes 250 amino acids.
AUGAGAACCAAAGAGGGCGCUCUAACGGUGCAUUUUCUCUUUUUCAUGCCCCCGGCUGAGCUCCGUAAUUUUAUAUAUGAAUCCGCCGUGUACGACGAACCGAGUAUCCGUCUGACGCAUAGCGAAAACACAAUCAAACGACCGCAGAGGGGUCAUGAACGAGCGUCCCAGCGAAUCCCCUCCAGCGGGCUCUUCUACGCCAACCGCCAGGUCCGUGCUGAAUUCCGAAGCAUCUGGAUGCGCAGUACUGAGCACUCAAUCGUGGUACAGGACCUCGCGGAAUACCUGACGACCUGGCUCGAGGUCCUCGAUCACGACCUCGACAAGAAGGUGCCCGGGAAGCUGAGGAUAGUGAUCCAGUACUGUUACAACUGCUACCGGGAUAAGAUGUGGUCCUCCGGAGAGUACAACAUCCUACCGCUUCUCAAGAUCAAGGCUUUCAUUCCGUCUUUUCAAAUCAAAUUCUCUCGGCACUGCUGUUCCAGUCUGGCGGACUACGGGCCGGCACCCUGCUUUUCUCUCGGCGGCUUUCAAACCCCCUAUUCCGAAAUGGUCGAAGUGGUCGACAGGGAGGUCCAGGCCUUGAAUACACUGCUUGACAACAAGAAUCCCAGAUGGAGAAAGCUCGUCAAGGAUGCUCAAAUGCUUUGCAUAUUCAAUCGUAGGAGCGAGCAUUGGUCUAAUCGAAUCUGCGCGCGAAUUUCGAGGAAACGGGCCGGAGCCGGGCUGGAAGUGAUGCAGACGUGCAUGUGA